Molecule: messenger RNA, 681 nt
Organism: Schistocerca cancellata (South American locust)
Lineage: Eukaryota; Metazoa; Arthropoda; Insecta; Orthoptera; Acrididae
Product: mediator of RNA polymerase II transcription subunit 15-like
Exons: 6
Coding region: 135-488 (117 amino acids)
Biological process (GO): regulation of DNA-templated transcription
Molecular function (GO): transcription coregulator activity
Source: RefSeq, a predicted model, not a curated record
GCCAUCUAUCGGUGGUUCCGGUAGUUGAGCAUCCCUCAUUUCGCUAGCUUUAGACGCCUAUAGUAGACUGCAAAUUGCAAAACCUGUCGAGUUGUGUAGUGUGCUGUUUCCGUUCGCCUAAUCUUAAUUGCAGCAUGGAUGUGAUCGAAUUUUUAGAGAGAAAUCAGACAAUGUUGUGGCGCUCGCCAGCGUGUCGACUGGUUACUAUUAUGGAACUUGAAGAUACGAUUCAAAGAUAUGGUACAUUAACCACAAUGAGCAGUCCUGAAAUAGAGAACUAUAUGUUCCAAAGAGCAGGAUCACAGAUUGAAUAUAUGGAGUUACUUGCAAGAUUUGUUUUUCAUAUCGGAGAAUUUACUAAACUGAAAAGACGGGGGAUGGCUGGCUCUGAUGGAGGAGCAGCACAAACACCACUGGAUCCCAUAAAUCUAAUGUUAGAAUGGCCAAGGCGAGAUUACACUUAUUUAAGGCCCAGUAAUUACCUCUGAUUGGACUGCAUCCACAGACUACAGGCACCAUCUCAAACUCCUACCGAUAAUUGUGUCAGCUUGGAGGCCGACUGGCUACUGGCAGGUAACCAUGACUUCUAUAUCUGCCCCAAUGCAGGGGCAGCAGCCAAGCAGCUAGAAUGCAUCCCAUCAGGUUUGAAGCACAAGAUCCCACAAGUAGCAACACCAGUAC